This is a messenger RNA of Caenorhabditis auriculariae, 4331 nucleotides long. NCBI's taxonomy places the organism in Eukaryota, Metazoa, Nematoda, Chromadorea, Rhabditida, Rhabditidae. The record is from the annotation of a GenBank genome assembly.
AUGAUAACUCAGUUUCCAAGAUUUCAGGGUAACUCUCUGCUUCGGAAUGCCGACCGUGGGUAUCAAAAAAAGCUUCUAAUCGACAAGCAUUUCGGACAUGUUUAUAGUAAGUUUUUUUUUUCUGAUUUUAAUAAAAUAAGUAUGUUUCAGCUGAGAAAGAGUUUGACGAGUUGUGUUUCGAAUACGGACUGGAGCUAGAUGAAGUGGUAAUGUUUUUUUUUCCAUCAAAAUAUUUUUCACGCUUUAUUGGUCAGUCAUUCUCUCUCUUCAAUGAAUAAAACUUUCAGACUUCCGAAAAAGAAGCGGUGGAGAAAGAAAGAGGCACAAGCGCUGUAACAGAGAAACUCAGCGACCAGGAGGUGUACAAAAUCGACAUACCAGCAAAUCGAUACGACUUGUUGAGCGUUGAAGGUCUCUCGCGCGCCAUCCGUAUUUUCAAGCAACAGUCAGUUUAUUUCUUGAUUAUUAAAAAAAAGGGGGGGGGAUUAAUCUUUUUAAGAGAGGGGUUUUUUUUUUAGAAUCACGGCCCCUGAGUACAAGUUUGCUGAGGUGCCAAAAGGAGGUCUGCAGAAAAUAAUAGUAAAGAGGGAAACGGCGGAUGUGCGUCCUUUCGUCGUGGGAGCCGUUUUGCGUGGAGUCACUUUUGACCCGGAAAACUAUGCUUCUUUCAUUGAUCUCCAGGUAAAAAUCGUCGUGAUUUCCUUUUUAUAUAUUUUUUCUUAGGACAAACUCCACCAAAACAUUUGCCGUAAGCGGUCGCUUGUAGCUAUUGGAACCCAUGAUUUGGACACUAUCCAAGGUAUUUUCAAAAGGUUUCAUCAGGCUCUCAAUGUGAGUGUACAGGUCCUUUCGAGUAUCGGGCUGAGGCUCCCAAACAAAUCAAAUUCAAGCCGCUCAACCAGACCAAAGAAUACACCGCUGAAGAGCUCAUGACCCUUUAUUCGGUAAAAGAAAUUUUAUAUUAGGAAGGGAAACAUUUUUCGUUUUUAGACAGAAAGCCAUUUGAAGCCCUAUCUGCCCAUCAUCCAAGACAAACCCUUGUAUCCGGUGAUUUACGAUAAAAACGGCGUUGUUUGCUCUAUGCCGCCGAUCAUCAACGGUAAAUCUAAAAGAUUUUUUUCCUAAGCGAGAUUGGAAGGGGGAUUUCCUUAGAGGUUUUUUUUAAUUUUUAAACUUGGAGAAAAGUUUUUUUUUAAUUGUUCAGCGAAGAUUAGAUGUUUGUAUUUCAAAAAUGUUUCUCGAAAAUUUAGAAAAUUAGGAGGUCCUUCUAACGAAUAAUCUUUUUUCCUCAAUCAGGCGAACAUUCCAAGAUCACUCUCAACACCAAAAAUGUGUUUAUUGAAUCGACGGCGACAGAUAUUCAGAAGGUUUUUCCAAAAAUGCAUAUUUUGAAAAGCAACUGUCUUUUUCAAGGCCUACGUUGUGCUGGACACGAUCGUGACGCUUUUCAGUCAGUAUUGUCAGACGCCUUUCACCGUGGAACAAGUCGAAAUCGAAUACGAAGCCGAUGGCCGCAAGGAAAUCACGCCUGUAAGUUUUAUUCCUGAAUUUAAGUUUAUAUUUUUGCUGAAUCUUAUAAGUAUGUGAACGCAAAAUUAGCUGAAGAAGGUAAAGUUUGUUUUUAAAAAAAUUGGUCAUUUAGAAAGACUUUUUUGAAUUUAUGUAAAAAUAAAAACGUUCUCUCACUAGUUGAGAUAUCGUUCAAGGUUUUCUAAUUAUUUCAAAGUAAGGUAAAGUGAAUAAUUUUUGGACUUUAAUAUAGUCAAGCGUUUAUGAUAUUUUUUUAAUGGCAAUUUUUCCUCAAAUUUGUUCAUUUUUCAUGUUUUUCAAUUAGUGCCGUGGGAACGGAUCGUAAAGAAUCUUUUUUUUUUUCUUGCGAAAAAUCCUUGCUCAGUUUUUUUUUACCUCGAAAAUAUUUUAUCUCAUUUCUCCGUCUACUCCUUGUGCCUGUUUAAAUUGAAGCAAUUUUUUUAUGAACCGGAUCUGUUUCUUAAAUUUUUAAGUUUUUGUCAACUCAAUUUUUCACUUAUUAGAGCACAUUUUCUGUCAUUUUGAGGAAAUAUCGAGUAAUAGUCAAUAUUGGUCGACAUUCAGCUGUUGUCGUACCGCGAAAUGACCGUGACGACGCCAGAAAUAAACACGAAAAUGGGUUUCAACCUGGACGACAACACCAUUGCGACGCUUCUCAACAAAAUGUCCCUCAAAGCCGAAGUUUCUGCCCCGAAAACAUUGAAAGUUUGUCUUUUCAUCCUUCUUCUGUUCAAUUUCGCUCCUCCAGAUUCGUGUCCCUCCGACGCGACACGACAUUCUUCACGCCUGCGACAUCGCUGAAGACGUCGGCGUUGCCUACGGAUUCAAUAAUCUCGUCAGAAAACUUCCCGAGGUUUUUGUCUUGGAGUAUUUCAAAUGAAAUUCGAAUUAUUCCAGUCCAAUACUGUCGCGGUUGCUUUUGAGCUGAACAAAUUGUCCGAACUUCUUCGCGUCGAAAUCGCCGCCGCCGGCUGGUCAGAGGUACCUUUUUCAAGAAACUUAUUCCAAAAAUGGUUCUAUUGAGUCUCCGAAAGAAAAAGUGCUGACAUGGUAAUAAAAGAGAUAGUGCUUGACUGUUGGAGAUUUCAGAGAGACCAUGCCCCCUUUAGCGUCCGAAGCCGUGAAUCGCUAUAAAUUGAAUUAUUAACAAAAAAUUGGGUUUUUAUGAGCUGAAGUAAAAACCGCGGUUGGUUGACAGUUUGUGCACAGGGAUCAAGCAAUAACUUCAGUAGUUUCGCUAUUAACUGCAUUUUUUCAUUUUCUAGAAGUCACUACACCUUUCUGCCAACCUUGCAGGGAAUUUUAUGAUAAAUAACAUGUGAAGCUUGCAUUUCAGAUGUCUUUGAAACAGAACAAGCUUUCGAUCCCCGUAUUUUUCGGUUUUCUUUGGAAUAUAUUUUAUAAAAACUUCAGGCGUUAAACUUUGCUUUGUGCAGUCGCGACGAUAUUUCGACGAGAUUACGGCAGCCUGACGCCCUUGCGCAAGCCGUUCACAUCGGAAAUCCCAAGACUUUGGAAUUCCAGGUUCCUUUCCUUCGUUUUUUCAACCUUUCAAUGUGUCUUAAGGUCGCACGGACGUCGAUUCUGCCUGGAUUGUUGAAAACUUUGUCCUCGAACAGGGAUAUGCCUCUUCCGCUGAAGCUUUUCGAGCUGCAGGAUGUCGUCCUCAAGGAUUCCAACAGUGGUGGGUGAUUUCUAGAAAUGAUACCUUGAAAAAAAGGAGUGUUCAAAAAAGUGUAGUUCAUAAAGGUAUUUAAUAGUUUUUUGGUGACAAAUUCUUUGAUGGUUCCUGCACGAAUUUAACUCUGAAAAAUCUAUUUUAUUUUGAAAAUAUUCUCGUGAUCUCCGUAUAAAUGAUAAUUACCGAUUUUCGCUUUUUUUGAAGAUGUCGGAGCGAGAAAUGAACGACGGCUAGGCGCCGUUUACUACAACAAGGCGGCAGGAUUCGAGAUAAUCCAAGGAUUUUUGGACCGCGUCAUGCGAGUUUUGGACGUGAACCCGGCGAAAGACGGAACCGGCUACUACAUUGAAGCUGACGACAGUUCGUUCUUCGUUAUUAUUCAUCUGGAAAAAAUAUUUUUUCUAUGAGUUUUUAGAAGUCUCAUAAAAAGGAUGCUUUAGUUUUAGGUGCUGAUUUUUUUUAACAUGUAUAGUUUUUUCCUUGAGAAAAAAUAAUAACACUGCUCUGGGAAGCUUACAGAGAGCUCCACACUUUAACAUUUGAGGAGACUUUAUCAAAAAAAAAUAAUGAUUUUUCAAAGUUUUAUUGGAUGACAGGAGUAAAAAAAUUUUUUUGAGUGUACCGAGAGCUCAUAAAACUUUAAAACGGACAUUUUUGAGUACCGGUUAAGGCAAAAAUCUUGAGAAAGAAGGGAAGUUGCCUUGCCUUUUACAAACAGAACUCUGGUUGAAAAUAAAAAUCGCAACUAUUUUUUCAUUCUUAAAAGUUUUCUCCGAUCUUCCAAUUUUUUCUAUCGGUUAUCAAUAAAAUCUCAUUCAGAUCCGACUUUCUUCCCAGGAAGAUGUGCAAAGAUCAUCGGCCCCAAAGGAGUUCAUUUAGGACAUAUUGGUCAGUUUUUUAAAAGAAAAUUUUUUUCUUGAAAUAUUGUCUGAUUUUUUUUUUUCAAUUUUUGCUCGUUUUCUAUGGCAAAAAUACCUUCCAAUCCUUGCAUUUUUUUUUCCAAGUGUCACUUUUUCUUAUCAAUGUUUUUCAAGGCGCUCUACAUCCUGAAGUGAUCACUGCCUUCGGACUGAAUAUGCCCUGCGGCGCCGUCGAAAUCAACAUUGAACCUUUCCUUUAA